CUUUCAUAUUGGAUUGCUGUUUACUGACGAGGCAGUUCGGUUCUUACGUUUUCCAUUUCUUUGAGGAGGCGUAAGUCAGUUGGAAAUGACCAUGAAGGUUGGCAUCGUCAGUUUCAUGAUUUACUGCAUCUCCGUGGUGCUGGGUGCAUCCAACGUGUCGGAAGAGCAGACCCAGUGUCCGCUGGGCUACUUCCCGUGUGGCAACCUGAGCGUGUGCCUGCCCCAGCUGCUGCACUGCAACGGCGCCGACGACUGUGGGAACCAGGCAGACGAGGAGAACUGUGGAGACAACAACGGGUGGCCGCACUUAUUUGACAAGUACUUUGGGAUGCCCAACAAUGACGUAGGAACCAAAUCACAUGCAUGUUUGCUGGGCCUUGUUCCAGACCAGUGCCAGUGUAGGGACCUGGAGCUUGACUGUGACGGGGCCAACUUUAAAGACGUGCCCAGUGUGUCUGUCAACGUCACCAUGAUGUCACUGCAGAGGAACCGUCUGCGGAGAUUGAAUGCAGAUAUAUUCUACAAGUACCAGAGCCUGCAGAAACUGUAUCUUCAGCACAACCUGAUCCGCGUAGUGAGCCCUAACGCUUUCCGUGGCCUGUACAACCUGACCCGACUAUAUUUAAGCUACAACAAGAUUUCUGUUCUGAUGCCUGCAGUGUUUCAGGACCUUCAUAACCUGGAGUGGCUGAUUCUGGAGAACAACCGUAUCCAGGAUGUCUCAUCCGCCACCUUCCUUGGCCUGCACUCCCUGGUGCUGCUGGUUUUGUUGAACAACAAUUUGUCACAGCUGGAUGACAUUUGCCAAGAGAUGCCCAGACUCAAUUGGCUGGACCUGGAGGGCAAUCAGAUUGAGCGCGUGGGAAAUGUGACGUUCCGCUCCUGCACGAUGCUGACCGUCCUUGUGUUACAGCGGAACAAAAUUAGCCAUCUUCAUGACCAGGCUUUUUCUCCUCUUCACAAACUUGGCGAGCUGGACCUGUCCAACAACCGCAUCACAGCUUUCCCACCUCAUCUCUUUGUGCACCUGCUAGAUUUGCUUCAGUUGAAUAUCUCCUACAACCCCAUUCUUGAUCUGGAGGUGGAUCAUUUCGACAACCUGCAUAAGCUAAAAUCAUUGGUCAUUGAGGGAAUCGAGAUUGGGAACAUCCAGAGACGCAUGUUUGAGCCCCUCAGGAACCUCACACACAUCUACUUCAAGAAGUUCCAGUACUGCGGCUACGCGCCUCACGUGCGCAGCUGUAAGCCCAACACCGACGGCAUCUCCUCGCUAGAGGACAUGCUGGCCAACAUCGUGCUCCGAGUCUUCGUGUGGGUUGUCUCGGCAACCACUUGCUUCGGCAACGUCUUUGUAAUCUGCAUGCGAUCGUACAUCCGCUCGGAGAACAAACUCCACGCCAUGUGCAUCAUCUCGCUCUGCUGUGCUGACGGGCUGAUGGGCGUGUACCUGUUCAUGAUCGGCGCGUACGACCUCAAGUUCCGCGGCGAGUACAACCGGCACGCGCAGGCCUGGAUGGACAGCGCGGCAUGCCAGGUGGUGGGCUCUCUGGCCAUGCUGUCCACCGAGGUCAGCGUGCUGCUGCUCACCUACCUGACGCUGGAGAAGUACAUCUGCAUCGUGUACCCGUUCCGCUACCUGACGCCGGGCCGGCGCCGCACCGUCACCAUCCUGGCGGUCAUCUGGGUGCUGGGCUUCGUCAUCGCCUUCCUGCCGCUCGUCUGCAAAGGCGUGUUCCGGAACUUCUACGGCACCAACGGCGUGUGCUUCCCCCUGCACUCGGAGCAGCGGGAGACGGAGGGGGCGCAGAUCUACUCCAUCGUCAUCUUCCUCGGGCUGAAUCUGGCAGCGUUCCUCAUCAUCGUCCUGUCUUAUGGCAGCAUGUUCUACAACAUCCAGAGAACCGGCACGCAGACCACCAAGUACACUAACCACAUCAAGAAAGAGCUGACCAUCGCCAAGCGCUUCUUCUCCAUUGUCAUCACAGACUCGCUCUGCUGGAUCCCCAUCUUCAUCCUCAAGAUCUUAUCACUCAUGCAGGUGGAGAUCCCAGGCUCCAUUAGCUCGUGGGUGGUGAUCUUCAUCCUGCCCAUCAACAGCGCGCUGAACCCCAUCCUGUACACGCUGACCACGCGGCCCUUUAAGGAGACGCUGGUGCAGGUGUGGGCCAACUACAAGCAGCGGCGCCCUCUGCUGGGCAACCGGCCCGCGCACCUGCGCUCCUUCACCUGGCUGGAGAUCGUGCCUCUGCAGGAGGGGAGCCAGGCCACCACCACCACCAUGAUGCGCACCUCGCCGGACCUCCUGCCGCCGCAGCCCCCCGACGCCUCCUGCGCCUCCGCCACCUCCCAGCUGCUCCAUGAGGUCGGCGCCGGCCAGACGUGA
This is a messenger RNA of Sardina pilchardus (European sardine), 2383 nucleotides long. RefSeq names its product relaxin family peptide receptor 1 (gene rxfp1). Lineage: Eukaryota; Metazoa; Chordata; Actinopteri; Clupeiformes; Clupeidae. Gene Ontology annotation, molecular function: protein binding; G protein-coupled peptide receptor activity. The coding region runs from base 86 to 2383 and encodes 765 amino acids. The transcript has 18 exons. Gene Ontology annotation, biological process: adenylate cyclase-activating G protein-coupled receptor signaling pathway; activation of adenylate cyclase activity; hormone-mediated signaling pathway. Gene Ontology annotation, cellular component: plasma membrane. The record is from RefSeq and is a predicted model, not a curated record.